Molecule: messenger RNA, 2085 nt
Organism: Chlamydomonas reinhardtii
Lineage: Eukaryota; Viridiplantae; Chlorophyta; Chlorophyceae; Chlamydomonadales; Chlamydomonadaceae
Exons: 10
Coding region: 60-1871 (603 amino acids)
Biological process (GO): protein N-linked glycosylation
Cellular component (GO): endoplasmic reticulum membrane
Molecular function (GO): dolichyl pyrophosphate Man9GlcNAc2 alpha-1,3-glucosyltransferase activity
Source: RefSeq, a predicted model, not a curated record
GAGUGAACCUGCAAUUCGUUGCAAGCUUCGCUGUUUGCGAACUCGCUGGCCAAUACCACAUGAUGUCUAGCAUACUAGAGUUCUUGGGCGAUGAUUCAAAGUCCACGGGGCUCCUGGUGUUGCUUGCGGUGCUCAUUCGCGUUCUUACGGGGCUCUCCGGCUAUUCGGGCGCGGGCGACCCGCCCAAGUAUGGCGACUAUGAGGCGCAGCGGCACUGGAUGGAGCUGACCGUGAACCUGCCGGUCCGGGAGUGGUACGUGGACUCGCCGGUCAACAACGCCAGCUACUGGCCCCUGGACUACCCGCCCCUGUCCGGGUACCAGAGCUGGCUGUGCGGUGUGGCGCUGCGGGCGGCGGAGCCGGCGGCGGUGGCGCUGGUGUCCUCGCACGGCUAUGAGAGCGCCAGCUCCAAGACCCUCAUGCGCUGGACGGUCAUUGUGGCGGACCUGCUGAUCUACAUCCCGGCGUGCCUGGUGGCGGUGGCAGUCUUCUAUCCCAGCCCCGACACGUCCGCCGCCGCCGCCACUGCGGGCUCGGCCUCCUCACCCGCCGCCUCGCCCACAAAAACCCCCUCGUCCACGGGCACCGCCGCCGCCUCCACCUGCGCCUCACCUGCCGGCGCCUUGCCGCCCCCCUUCUCCCACUCGCCCUCGUUCUCCUCCGCCACCGCCUUAUCCGCCGCGGCUCGACGGGGCCGGCUGCUGGCGCUGUUUGGUCUGCUGUUCAAUCCCGCGCUGCUGCUGAUUGACCACGGCCACUUCCAAUACAAUGGCAUCAGCCUGGGCCUGACCCUGGCCGCUGUGGCCGCCAUAGCCCGCGGCCGGCGGCUGCUGGGCGGUGUGCUGUACGUGGCGGCCCUCAACCACAAACACAUGGCGCUGUUCUUCGCGCCCGCCUUCUUCGCGCACCUGCUGGGCUGGGCGCUGCACGACCCCGCGCACAGGGGCGUGCCGGCCAAGCUGCUGGCUGUGGCCAAGCUGGGAGCCACGGUGCUGCUGGCCUUCGCGGUGUGCUGGGCGCCGUGGCUGCACUCGCGGCAGGCUCUGCUGCAGGUCCUGUCGCGCAUCUUCCCGGUGCGCCGCGGUCUGUACGAGGACUACGUAGCCAACUGGUGGUGCGCCUCCUCCGCCGCCCUCAAGUGGAAGAGCCGCUUCCCGCCGCACCUGCUGCUGCGGGCCGCCGCCGCCACCACACUGGCCGCGGCGGCGCCCGCCAUGGCGCACCAGAUAGCUGGAGGUGGCGGCGGCGGCGGCGGCGGCGGUGGGCCGUCGCGGUGGGGCUUGGUGCGCUGCCUGGUCAACAGCGGCUUUGCGUUCUACAUGUUCUCAUACCAGGUGCACGAGAAGUCCAUCCUGAUGCCGCUGCUGCCGCUGACGCUGGCGGCGGGUCGCGAGCCCACGCUAGCAGCCUGGCUGCCGCUGCUGGCCUGCUUCUCCAUGUUCCCGCUGCUGGUGCGCGACGGCGUGGGGCUGCCGUACGUGGCGGCGGCGGCGGUGUACGGCGCAGUCAUGGCGGGCGCGGCGCUGCAGCAGGCGCGGCAGCUGCAGGCCGAGCGCCGCGCCGCCCCCCGCCCGGGCGCACUGGCGCGCGUUGUGGACGCCGUGACCGGUCUGAUGGUGGACCUGUGGCCCCUGCUGGCGGCGGCGGGCGUGGCGGCGGCGGCGGCGCUGCAUGGGGCCCGGCUGCUACUGCCGGCGCCGCCGCACCUGCCGUGGCUGUACGACCGCGCCUUCAUCACGUUUUCGUUCUGCGGCUUCGCGGCGGCCUUCUGCUACAGCCAAUUGGCGCAGUGGCUGGAGGAGCCGGUGGGGUCGGGGCCAGUGGCGGUGGCGGCGAAGCAGCGUGCCGCGCGGCGUUUAAAAGACGAGUGAAGAGGUUGGAGAGAUGGAGAGCGUGGAGUGCAAGGAAGCCUCACAAGAGCACAUAACAGAAGUUGGGCUGGUGGGUGAGAGGAACGGGUGUAGACGUGUGAGGUGCAGAAAUACAGAAGCAGCGUGAAUGUUGAUGCUGGGCACACGGUAAGGCGCUGAAGAAUGACAGGCGACCAUAGUAAUAGGAGGUGGGUGCGCUGGGGCUUGCAUGGGU